CUUUUGUGUUUCGUAGAGAAUCAAUUGAAGGAGACAUGGCUCCGAAACACAAGGAUGGCGACGUUGUCGCAGUGAUUCCUGGACAAUACAUCUCAUGGUUGCAUACCAUAGUGGCUUAUGCUGCGUUUCUGGGAGCUCUGAUAGUUGGAGUUGCCCUCCACUAUGAAAAGAUCGUUCAGAACGAGCACUUCGGCUACCCUAUCGAAUGGUUUCCCUCAGUCUCUGCCACCAUUGGCGACCGAUACCCCGAGCGUUCCGUCUUCCAGCUCUUCAUUGCAGUCACAUCUGGCCCUCGAUUCCUCCUCGUUGCAUUGUGGUACAUCCUGACAGCAAGGCCCGGCCAGACUCUUCCUAAGUUCAUUCUGGGAGUCGGCAUCUUCAGAACCUUCACCUGCGGAGGCUGGACCUACGUCACAUCGACCGACGACCAUGACUGGCACGACAUUUUCAUGAUCUCAUACCUCGUGGCUACUCUACCCUGGACAAUCGGCUGUAUAGCUUUGAGUCCCAACAACCCCAAGGCCAUCUACUACCGUAAGGUCUUCGGUGGUGCUUUCUUCGCCACCCUCGUGCCCCUGGUCUACUUCUUCAUCCAGCACAAGGUUCACAAGGUGCCCGGCGCAUACACCAUCUACGCCUUCUUCGAGUGGGCUCUUGUCCUUUUGGAUGUCGCCUUUGAUGCUGUCACGGCACUCGACUUCAGCGGCCUCGAGCUGGUGGUCAAGGAUACCAAGGGAACCAGCAAAGGCAGCACUCAAAGAGUGGCCGAUAAGCUUGCCGAGACAGAGAAGGACAAGCCCGUUGGUCAGAUCUUUUCUACUACCUACUCCAAGGGUGACAUGAUUGAUGCACUUGCCGACGUCUACCUCGGUUUCACCUUCUGGUCUGUUCUGACUGGUCUGGGCUUGUUGAUCUGGUACUUCCCUCUUUGGCACAUGGGAAUCUCUGGCUAUGAAGCCUUUGUCAUGGCCCCCAUUUCUCCUUUCCUGCUCGGCAUCACUUCUAUCCGUAGGACUGUUGUCCACAACAUCCGUUUGGUCCACUUCCUCUCGCUCUCAGGCCUCGUCGCUUUCCUCAUCCCCAAGCCCGAGUACCGUCUGUUCGCCGUCGGGUUCUCCAUCUUCAUGUCAUCUCUCGCAUGGUCUGCUACUUGGUGGUCAGAGCGUGCUCAACCUGCUCGACUCGAAUCUCGCAUCUCAGCCUUCUCUCUGGGUCUGCUGACCUCGAGUGUCGCGAAGUAUGCUUGCCAGACUAAUAACCCCAUCUGGCCCGCUGUACAUGCCGAGAACGGCGGCUGGAACUACACCGGUCUCGUCCUUGCCAUUGUUGCCAUCUUGAGAGUCACGCGUAAGCCGCUUGACCCUCGUAAUGAUGUGCCUGGCUACAAGGCUGUUUCCGGCUCUUCUUUCCCAGCUGCCCUUGGCUUUGCUGGUCUUAUGUUCGGCAUGCACUCGCUUCUUUCAGAUUCGAGCACCAUGAUCUCGUGGGUGUGGGAAGGUUUCCCUAUCCGUGGGCCUAUCGCCGUCCCUCAUGGUAACUACACCUUCCUUGCCAUGGGUCUUGGUCUGCUCAUCGGACUUUACUACCCUGCCUUCGCUCGCACUUGGACUUUCUAUGGUAUUGGUGCUCUCGGAGCCGCCUUCUUGACGGCCUUCUCCCACUGGUCUGGCUUCUAUGGUGGCCUGGCCCUUGCCACAUACCUCAUGGCUGCGGCUCCCGUCUUGAUUGGCAAUGCUGCUCGUUACCCUCCUGGACGCACUUUCUUCGCUGGCUUCUUGUUCUACAACAUUUUGGUUCUUGCUCACGUCUGGACUGUCGCCUAUGCUUUCGUGCCUGGUGGCCCCCUUAUGCGUGAGCACACCGACUGGGUCAUGACAGCCAUGAUGCUCUUCAUCGGAUGUGGUAUUUUCUCUGCCACUGCUUCCGAGACUAAGCGCUCCAAACCUGCUCCUGCCAACCCUUACGCUCGCAAGCAGCGUUCCCACUACAUUUACAUUCUGGUUGGUCUCCAACUUCUCGGUGCCUCCAUUUCGUACCUUCGCUUCCCCACCUACGAUUACACUCCUUACCACGCACCAGAGAAGAGUGUCACAGCCGGUAUCUGGACUACCCACUUCGGCCUUGACAACCCUAUGUGGACAUCAGAGCGUCGCAUUGGCGCUUUGGUCAAGGAAAUGGAGCUUGAUGUCUUGGGUCUGCUUGAAUCAGACACUCAACGCAUCAUCAUGGGCAACCGUGACUCAACUCAAUACCUUGCUGAAGAGCUCGGUAUGUACGUCGACUACGGCCCGGGACCUAACAAGCACACUUGGGGCUGCGCUCUGCUCUCCAAAUUCCCCAUCGUAAACUCGACUCACCACUUGCUUCCCUCCCCCGUCGGUGAGUUGGCUCCUGCCAUCCACGCUACGCUUGAUGCAUACGGCGAGAUGAUCGACGUCUUCGUCUUUCACUCGGGCCAAGAAGAAGACCCAGAGGACAGACGCCUACAGUCUGAGUAUCUGGCCGAUCUCAUGGGCUCGACUCCUCGUCCAGCAAUUCUCCUGUCCUACCUUGUUACCAAGACUGGACAGGGUAAUUACAACACCUACGUCUCUGAGCGUAGUGGAAUGAGAGACAUCGAUCCAUCCGAUGACUGGGACAGAUGGUGUGAGUACAUCUUGUACAAGGGUUUGAGAAGAUCUGGUUACGCUAGAGUGUCCAGAGGCACCAUUACCGACACCGAACUCCAAGUUGGUAAAUUCGUCGUUGGUCAAGCCGAGGGUGGCAAUGACCAGAUCUCAGAGGACCAGGUACCUGAGGGCCUUCGCUUCCCUGCCAUGUUCCGUGGCGAGGGCGUCAGAGGUCACAGAUACCAUGUCUUUGACGAGCCCAGAUACUAUGCUUGAGCUUUGUUUCAUGACAAUCAGUAUAAUAUCGGUCAAACCCAGGCAUUGUAGCGUACUAGAAUCUCUCCUUGUAUCUUUUGUAACCAGAU
Aureobasidium pullulans EXF-150 is the source of this 2974-nucleotide messenger RNA. Its product is annotated as calcofluor white hypersensitive protein. Gene Ontology annotation, cellular component: endoplasmic reticulum. NCBI's taxonomy places the organism in Eukaryota, Fungi, Ascomycota, Dothideomycetes, Dothideales, Saccotheciaceae. The record is from RefSeq and is a predicted model, not a curated record. The transcript has 7 exons. Bases 36 to 2885 code for a protein of 949 amino acids. Gene Ontology annotation, biological process: fungal-type cell wall organization; GPI anchor biosynthetic process.